AUGUAUUUUGGAUGGAUUCAGAUUGGUGACACCCUUUCCCAUCAUUUGCCUGAGCGUGUGAUGAGGCAGUUUGGGUUAUACCAGGAGAUUCAACGACCAUCCACUGCCGUUGCAGAUGUAGAUGUAGUCGCUGUUGAUUAUGCGUGGUUGCACUUCAUGAAUCACGUUAUUAUGAAUGUGAGACAAGCAUCAUACCCUUCUGAAUGUGUCGAUGGAUACAUACAGUGGUUUAGGAGGGUUUCACAUCCCUAUGUUAUUCCUGCUCCACCUAACACGAGACCGGCUCUUGGGCCUAUACAGCGCCCCGAUGUUGCACAGGAGGCACGACCCCAUCGCUAG
Molecule: messenger RNA, 339 nt
Organism: Vigna umbellata (rice bean)
Lineage: Eukaryota; Viridiplantae; Streptophyta; Magnoliopsida; Fabales; Fabaceae
Source: RefSeq, a predicted model, not a curated record